This is a messenger RNA of Babjeviella inositovora NRRL Y-12698, 1695 nucleotides long. RefSeq lists its product as uncharacterized. The record is from RefSeq and is a predicted model, not a curated record. The transcript has a single exon. The coding region runs from base 1 to 1695 and encodes 564 amino acids. Lineage: Eukaryota; Fungi; Ascomycota; Pichiomycetes; Serinales. Gene Ontology annotation, molecular function: protein binding.
AUGUCUAAACCGUACGGCCCGCCCACUAAGAAAGACUUUGACAACCGACAGAAGGCGCUCGCGGAGCGCUCACGGAGGGAAUUGCGUUAUCAAUAUAUGCGGGAACGGCUCAGUGACCACGACCUCUUUAUGAACUAUCAAUCACGCGACUUUGAGCGUAUCAUUUCGCUUCUCGGGUCUCUCAAGGUGGCCAAAACCCCGCCCUCCUCGCCUCAAAACACGAUACACGCUAAAGCCCACUACAGGGAGCUCAGACCCUUGCCCAAAGACCCCACGCGUGAGACGUUUGGUGAGUAUGUCGCGUACUUGUGUCGUGGCCGGUUCUACUUUCGGAAGUCUUCCCAGUUGAACGUUGGGAUUGUGCCGCGGUUGAUACUCCACCUCCACAGCCUCGAAAACGAGGAGAUGAAGCACUGCCGGUCGGUGGACUCGUUCAACAAUGCCAUGUACUACUUUGCGGUGCGGAAAGGCCAGUUGAACGUGGCCAAGCGGCUUCUCCUCAGCAUGAACAUCGAUGGCUGUGUGCCCAACACCGCGAGCUUCAACAUCGUGCUCCAAGCCAUAAGCAAGUACGGUGCACGUACCCACUCACAGAACCCGCUUAAACUCGCCGUGGGCAUCUUGGAGACCAUGCGCUACAUGAAUGUCAGCGCCGACAGCGAGACUUGGCGGUUCGUGUACGACACCAUGGACAACCUCAUGGCGCGGCAGAGCGUGUUGCGGCUGGUUGUGGACCACAACGUGCCGAUCUCGCGCGGCUUGUGCCGCUCCGUGAUGGCGGACAUCGUGGCGGCGCGGAUAUCCCCAAAGCUCAAGGCCACGGGCACCGACCUCGUGGCGGAGUUGGCCGACUUGGUGGAUACGGAAAUCGUCCACUACGACGCCGCCAUGGUUGAGUUGGUCAUCCAGGUCGCACUUCGGGAGGGCCGCUACCUGCAGGCCUACGCCGUGUAUGAGAAGUAUCUCACGUACAAUCCAAGGUCACCUGUCCGGGUGCGUGUCACCACGAUGAACGUGUUUCUUGAGCAGUUCGCGGCCUGUGGAAGAAUAGACUUGUGCUGGGCCAUCAUGAACACGAUAAGGUACAAGUCCGCCCAUCUCGUGAAGCCAUCGCCGGAGACGUACAAACACAUGCUCCAGGGACUCUACAACGCAGGGAUAACUGAGAACUGGCGUGCCAAUGUGCACAUUAUUCUCCACACGAUGCGGCGGAAGUUUGGCACCGUUUAUUUGGAUCGCAGCAUCAGCACGUUGCUCGUGAAGUUCCAAGUCCGUGACAAGUUCGAAGACGCUAACGAACAGGGUACGUUGGUGGUGGACGGCUCGCGAUUCUCCAAAGAAGAGUCCCGGCUCUACAAGCGGAUUAACCUGGUGUUGCAUUGGGACCGCAGGGAGUUUGAUACGGACGUUGCUCGCAUGCCUCCGCUGAGCCAGUUCCGCGAAGUGGCGCAUGCUGUAGGCUAUAGAGAGGUCCGGCCGCGUGUGAGUGUCACGGACGUCACCCGCGAGGAGUUUCGCUCUCUCGACCACGAACUGCAGUUGGUGUUGCGCGAGAUGUGGGCUGAAAUCGAGCAGUUUCAUAAGAGCACUCGCAAGCAGGCCAUCCAGGGCGCCCAUCGCAAGAAGAUGCGGGUGCUCUCCGGUGGUGUGGGUCCCAGCUUGGUGCGGGAGUUGAGGCAGAGACGAAUUGUCUAG